AUGGGGAUCGAGGAGAUUGCAGUAGUGGACCAGUACACAUACCUCGGAGUAGAGAAAGACUGCUCGUGGAAUGCACACACGUCCAAGGUAGCCGAAAUAGGCAAAGCACGAGCAGGGAAGCUGCACCCAAUACUCGCAAACCGGCACCUUGAUACACGCAUCAAAUUGACGGUUUUGAAUAGCGUAAUCGUACCGCCGCUAGAGUACGCCGGAGAAGUAUGGGAAGGAAAUAAGAAGAAGAAGAAGAAGAAGGUAGUGAAAGAACUCGAGGCGGCGCAGAUGCAAGCAGCGAAAACCGUCCUAGGAUGCUCCAGGCGCACAAGUAAUGCAGCCGUGAGGGCAGAAUUGGGGAUCCAAUCCCUACGGUCGGCAAGAGACGCGAGGAAGCUGACCUGGCAGUAUCGCAUGUGCGGGAUGGGAGAGGAGAGGUUGCCGAGAAUUGUAUGGGAGGCGAAGUGGGCAAAUAAAAAGAGGGAAUUGGGGAUCCAAUCCCUACGGUCGGGAAGAGACGCGAGGAAGCUGACCUGGCAGUAUCGCAUGUGCGGUAUGGGAGAGGAGAGGUUGCCGAGGAUUGUAUGGGAGGCGAAGUGGGCAAACAAAAAGAGGGGUAGACAACCCACGGAAUGGGUCAAGGUUGUAGAGGACGUAUGGAAGGGGCUAGACAUCGACGAAAAUGAAACGCUGGAAACGGAGGGUCCACAGGAGUUCAAGGACAACAUAUCUGUUGCUUGUGCCGAGAGAGAAGAACAGAAUCUGAGGAAAGAA
This is a messenger RNA of Ectocarpus sp. CCAP 1310/34, 765 nucleotides long. Lineage: Eukaryota; Phaeophyceae; Ectocarpales; Ectocarpaceae. The record is from the annotation of a GenBank genome assembly.